Molecule: messenger RNA, 3990 nt
Organism: Brassica napus (rape)
Lineage: Eukaryota; Viridiplantae; Streptophyta; Magnoliopsida; Brassicales; Brassicaceae
Exons: 7
Coding region: 1-3990 (1329 amino acids)
Biological process (GO): telomere maintenance; DNA repair
Molecular function (GO): DNA helicase activity
Source: RefSeq, a predicted model, not a curated record
AUGGCUGAUAUAUUUAAAACCAUGUUCCAAGAUAUUGUUUCUCUGGUGAAUGAAUCCACAUCAACGUUCAACCAAGGUGAAUCUUCAUCUACUUUACCAUCAGAAUCGAAAUCAAAUACUACAGAGUAUUUAGAUGAGGGUGAUCCUACUUAUAUUUGUGACUACUGUGGUGCGAAAAUGUGGUAUGGUGAACGCAUUGAGAAGAAAAGGAAGAUCAAGAAACCAAAAUUUUCUUUGUGUUGUGGACUAGGUCAAGUUCAGUUACCAUUACUAAAGGAAUCACCGGAGGUCUUGCCAAGAUUGCUUCAUGGAGAAGAUGAUAUGAGCAGAUAUUUUCGGGAAAAUAUCAGGCAGAUUAAUAUGGUUUUUUCUUUUACAUCUCUUGGGGGUAAAGUAGAUAGAUGUGUACUGCAAGGACGUGGACCAAAAAUGUUCCAGCUUCAAGGAGAAAACUAUCACUUAAUGGGUAGUUUAAAGCCACCAGAUGGAGAAGAAGCCAAUUUUUCUCAGCUUUACAUUGUUGACACUGAAAACGGAAUUGAAAACAGAGCCGCCAUCAUAGGGAAAUACAAGAAAUCUGUUGAUAAGGCUAAAAAAGAGAGUUUGAGAAAACAAGUCAUUCAGAAGAUAGUUGAGAUGCUAACGAAGUUAAUCCAUAUGUGCAUCAAUUCCGCUCAGCAUACUAAUCCGGAGACUACUUUCCAUAUGCGGAUUGUCAGCAGCCGCGAGAAAGACGGGAGGACAUAUGAUACUCCUACUGCAUAUGAGGUGGCUGCAUUAAUUCCAUGUGAUUUUAAUUUGGAAAUGGAUAAAAGAGAUAUUGUUCUGGAAGAGAAGCAAACAGGAUGGCUGAAACGGAUAAGUGAAAUACACCCUUCCUACCUAGCUCUUCAAUAUCCUCUUAUAUUUACAUAUGGUGAGGAUGGGUUCAGACUUGGGAUUAAAAAAAGACCUACAGAUGCUACAGCAAAACUGAAGAGGAAAAAUAUUAGUAUGAGACAGUGGUAUGCAUUUCAGAUUCAUGAAAGAGAUGGGGGAAGUCAUACACUUCUGCACUCUAAAAGGCUAUUCCAACAGUUUUUGGUUGAUGCUUUUACAACUAUAGAGUCUAACCGGUUGUGCUAUCUGAGGAUGAACCAGAAAAGCCUUAGAUCAGAUAGCUUUGACUCUAUUCAGCAGUCUGAAAACUAUGGGAAGAUAGAUAUGCAUGAUCAAGGCAGUCGGUUUUUGUUACCAGUCACAUUUGUUGGAGGACCAAGGUACAUGAAGAAUAUGUAUCUAGAUGCAAUGGCGAUCUGCAAAUAUUUUGGGUUUCCAGAUCUGUUUAUAACCUUUACAUGCAAUCCUAAAUGGCCUGAAACCACCAGGUAUCUUCAGCCACGCAAACUCAGUCCUGAUGACAGAUCCGAUAUUCUAUGCAGGAUAUUUAAGUGUAAAUUGGAUUCUCUUAUGGAUGAUUUAACAGAAAAGGAGCUUCUUGGAAAGACAGUGGCAUUAAUGUACACUGUUGAAUUUCAGAAAUGUGGCCUACCACAUGCUCAUAUUCUGAUAUUCAUGCAUCCGAAAUCCAAAUUUCCUACAACAGAUGACAUUGACAAGAUCAUCUCCGCAGAAAUAUCAGAUAAGGAAGAAGAACCAGAGUUGUUUGAAGUGGUAAAGGAUAUGAUGAUUCAUGGUCCUUGUGGGGCAGUAAACAUGAAGUCACCAUGCAUGGAAAAUGGCAAAUGUUCAAAGUUGUAUCCUAAAGAUCAUGUUGAAAAAACGGUUGUGAACAAAGAUGGCUUUCCAGUUUAUAGAAGGCGUGAAAUGCUUGGUUGCUUUGUAGAGAAAAAUGGCUUCAAAUGCGAUAACAGAUAUGUUAUACCAUAUAACAAGGAAUUAUCCCUUUGUUAUCGAGCCCAUAUUAAUGUGGAAUGGUGCAAUCAGACUGGUUCUAUUAAAUACUUAUUCAAGUAUAUUAAUAAAGGUCAAGAUCGUGUCACUGUUACUGUAGAGCCACCAGAAAAAGGACCAGCUAAACAAAAGGUUGGGACUGAUGGAACAGUGAGUGCUGUUGCCAGAAAGCUAACGUUUGCAGAAAUCCCAACUAAGUUCACGUGGAAUAAGAAGGAGAGAAAGUUCCACGAUAGAAAGAAAGGAUUCAGUAUUGGUAGGAUCAAUUAUGCCCCAAGGAAAAUUGAAGAAGCUUUCUAUUUGUGUGUUUUGCUAAACAUAGUUAAAGGUCCAACAUGUUUUGAGGAGAUUCGAACAUUCAACAAUGUUGUGUAUCCUACAUAUAAGAAGGCGUACUACGCGAGGGGCUUACUAGAUGACGAUCAAGAAUAUAUUGAUGAUCUUGUGAGGGCGAGUUUCACUAAAUUAGCAGGACAUAUGCGGCAUGCUUUUGUUGUAAUGCUCAUGUCUGGUAGUUUGUCAGAGCCAGAGUUUGCUCUUCUUGAGAUUGAGAAAAUUUUAAAGAGCAAUGGAUUUUCUUUAGAUCAAUGGGAAUAUAUGCCAAAGCCAGCUCCCGACAUUGGUGGGAAUGACAAUAUGUUGAUUUUAGAUGAGCUGAGUUAUGAUAGGGAGAAGCUGAAAGCCGAGCAUGACAGAGACAUUGUCAAACUAACAGAGGAGCAAAGGAAGAUCUAUGAAGAGAUUGUUGAUGCAGUAGUAAAUGAAAACGGAGGUGUGUUCUUUGUUUAUGGAUUUGGUGGAACUGGUAAAACCUUCAUGUGGAGAUUGUUGUCAGCAGCAAUCAGAUACAAGGGAGAAAUAUGUUUGAACACUGCAUCAAGUGGGAUAGCUUCUCUAUUGCUACAAGGAAGAAGGACAGCACUUCCUAGAUUUGGAAUACCGAUAAACCCAGAUGAGUUUUCCACUUGCACACUCAUUCCAGGUAGUGAUCAAGCUAAUUUGGUAAAAGUAGCUUCUCUAAUCAUUUGGGAUGAAGCCCCAAUAAUGAGCAGGCACUGUUUUGAAUCUUUGGAUAGGAGUAUGAAAGACAUUAUGGGGAGCAAGGACAGCAGACCUUUUGCUGGGAAAGUAGUUUUAUUUGGAGGUGAUUUUAGACAAGUAUUACCUGUCAUACAUGGUGCUGGAAGAGCAGAAAUAGUACUGGAUUCUCUUAAUUCCUCAUAUUUAUGGAAGCAUGUCAAAGUGAUGAAACUAACAAAGAAUAUGAGGCUAAUUUCUGAAAACCUGUCUGCUGAAGAUGCAAAGGAAUUAAAGAAAUUCUCAGAGUGGAUUUUAGAUGUUGGGGAUGGAAAGAUUGGUGAAGAGAAUGAUGGAGAAGUAGUAAUCAAUAUUCCAGAAGAGUUUCUUAUUACUGAUGGAGAUGAUCCAAUAGAAUCAAUUAGCAGAGCAGUGUAUGGUGAUGUUGUUUCUUUACAACAGAAUAAAGAGCCAAAGUUUUUUCAAGAGAGGGCAAUUUUGUGUCCUACCAAUGAGGAUGUCAACAAGAUUAACCAGCACAUGUUGGAUAAACUACCAGGAGAAGAAAGAAUUUACUUAAGCUUUGACUCCAUUGAUGCUUCUGAUCGAUUCUCAUUUAAUGACCAAGCUCUCACUCCCGAUUUUUUAAACACCAUCAAGGCUUCUGUUCUUCCAAAUCAUAGCAUUCGUUUGAAAGUCAGCUGUCCUGUGAUGCUGCUUAGAAACAUCGAUCAUACAAACGGACUGAUGAAUGGCACUAGACUCCAGAUUACAGAGAUGGAUGAUUUAAUGGUGAAGGCGAAAGUGAUCACAGGAGAAAAGGUGGGAAAAACUGUGAUCAUUCCUAGAAUUUCUAUAACACCAUCAGAUAAGAAAUUGUCUUUCAAGAUGAGGGUCAAUCACUAUCUCAUGUUGGUUUGUAUCUUUCAAGAGAUGUCUUCUCUCAUGGACAACUAUAUGUGGUUGUCUCCAGGGUUACAUCAAAAAAAGGGAUUGAAGAUUUUAAUUGUUGACGAUGAAGGAAAGCCUAAUAGGGAGACAAUAAAUGUUGUUUUCAAAGAGAUUUUUCAGAAUCUCUAA